UUGACACACAUAUAUUAGUAAGGGAAGCAUAGAGUCGGCGGCUUCUUGUCUCCGCCCCGCUCCCGCUCCCACCGUUCUGCCCAAUCUUUCUCGUCUCUCGUCAAGCAAAGCCGAUUUUACAACUCAUACUAAAUCAGUGUAUAGAUACAUCCAUCAUCUCAUUUAUGCAGACUUGAAAGGCAGCGUAUACCCUUGAUGGACGAUGAUUUGAUCAAUGCUAUAGUAAUGGAUCUUGAUUUGAACCACGAACCUAUGGAGUCUUCUGCUUUAGGAUUAGGGUCUUCGCCCAAUUCUAGGAUAGAACAAAGAAUUCUUCACCUCGAGGCUGUUGCAGCUAGGUGGCGUCAGGUUCAUAAUUCUGCGGCUGAUAAUUCUGCUCCUGAUUCUGUUCAACAUCACAAUUGUCUAGGCAAGGGAAAAGGAUGCAAAAGAGAUAGAUCCCAUUUAGUAGCAAAGGCAUUGGAGAUGGAUGUAGUGGUUAAGAAAGUUGAUAAGAAUGGUCCAAGUUUCUUUGACUGUAAUAUUUGUUUUGAUAUUGCAAAAGAACCUAUUUUGACUUGUUGUGGCCAUUUAUAUUGCUGGUCAUGCUUUUAUAACUUACCCUAUGUUGAUUCAACUACAAAAGAGUGCCCUGAGUGCAAGGGAGAGGUCACUGAUGCAAAUAUUACUCCAAUUUAUGGCAAUGCCAACAGUUACUGCUCCAACCAAGUCCACUCUGCUUUCGAAUUACCACCAAGGCCAAAAGCAAAUAGAGUCGAGAGUGUUAGACAGCAGCGUGUCACUCGGGGAUUGUCUCAUAUACCAGUUGCUGAAGCACUUAGGAGAAUUAGGAAUAGUAUUGGAUUAGGCCAUAACCCACAGCAACUACACACUGGUGCCGUUAGUUCAACUUCUCUGAGCGGCUCUCACGACUUGCAAAAUACUGAGGCCACUGGCAGCCAGCGACCACGCUCCCGAGUGUUUUCGAGGGUAUUAUUAGAGGGCGCGGCUUCUCUUUCAUCGGAAUUAGGAAAUGUACAGAGGCUGUUUGAGGACAUUACAACGUCAAUUACAGAUCGCAUUCAUGAAAUAAGCAAUUUGCAAGUUUCACCUAUUGGUCAUGAUGAAGGUAAUUCUCUCAGAAGUGACGCUGCUAUCAUACGAUCAGAGCAUCAGACUCUGGAUUCAAUUGCAGAGGCAAGCUCUGUUGUAUCUCUUCCUUCCUCUUCACAAUCAAAUGAAGUUACUGAUGCAACACUUCAGAUGGAAAACCUGAGUGGUUUCUCAAGGCUUUCAGAUUUAGAUAGCGAAAUUGUUCCUGAAACAAGAAGAAGAAGAUUUAGCUGAUGCAUUUGAAUGAUCGAGGUAGACGCUUUUCUCGAAUGUGGUCAAGAAUGUGGUGUUGCCCUUGUUGGAAGUGAUAAUCUAGCUCAGAGAUUUACCGUCGUGGAGGAAUUUUUUGAUGAUAAGCUUUUAGAAAAAGAUAUGGCUGCUGAGAUUGUGGCAUCUUGUCUGUACAGCAGAUAGUAGGUACUUUUCUUAGGAAGCAAUGUUAUUGCCGUUGCUUAUUUAUACAUUUCGUGGCAGUUCCUGGUGGUAUGAUGACAGCUUUCGCUCAUGUAAAUGGUAUACCAGGUUUACUUAGAGUAAAGUUGAUCAUUUGUAUCAAACAUUUCUUUCCAGUUUCUGAAAUCUAAUGGGUACUUCUGCUCAU
Molecule: messenger RNA, 1693 nt
Organism: Solanum pennellii
Lineage: Eukaryota; Viridiplantae; Streptophyta; Magnoliopsida; Solanales; Solanaceae
Product: E3 ubiquitin-protein ligase RMA1-like
Exons: 3
Coding region: 196-1326 (376 amino acids)
Biological process (GO): ubiquitin-dependent protein catabolic process
Cellular component (GO): endoplasmic reticulum
Molecular function (GO): ubiquitin-like protein conjugating enzyme binding; ubiquitin protein ligase activity
Source: RefSeq, a predicted model, not a curated record